AUGAGUAAUAACAAUUAAGAGGAAGGAAAAGCAAAUGAGGCUCCUCCUAAUUUAGUUGAAGAAAUCGAAAGAUUCCCAGAGUUUGUUAGAAGGGAUUAAACUGAUGGCAUUUUUAUCGAUUUUAGUUAAGACGGUGCUCUUCAGAAAUUAAUAAAUUUAUCAAAAUGUCCUUUCAAUGAGAGAUUAACUUACACAAAGCAUUUAGCAGAUCUUUUAUAACUGAUUGGUGACGCUGCAAACGAGCAUUUAAAAUAGAUUAUAGAUUUCAUUAUUGCAGAUAACGACGAUAUUAAGCGUACACUACUUGUAUAACUACCUUAAGUUAUUGAUUAUCUUAAGGUAUAGCCUUAAGGUUAUGCCUAAAUCAGAGAUAUUUUGACUCCUGCUUUAUUCUAGCUUAUAGGAAACGAAAAUUUAGAUAUUAAAGAAGAUUCAGGUAAAAUCUUAGCAUAGAUAGGAGAUAUUAUGAAUAAAGACGAUAGAGGAAAAUAUAUUUUAACAAAGGUCUUAAAUAUGGCUCAUGAUGAUUAAGUUGAUGAUAAUAGAAUUGUUGCUAUUCAAUUACUUACUCAAAUGGCCCACUGUUUUGGUACUGAAUUAUGCGAGCAAUUUGUUGGUUUAGAAAUUUUGAGUUUAGGAGAAGAUCCUCAACUCCGUGUAAGAAAGGAAAGUGUUUUAAAUUUACCUAUUGUUGGCAAAGUUGUAUCUUAAGAAUUCUUUUAACAACGUCUUUUACCUUUCUAUAUCAGGAAAAGUCAAGACAAUUUCUGGGGUAUAAGAAAAGCAUGUGUAGAAAUCAUAGUAGAAAUAUCAAAUAUUUGCAACAACAAAGUCAAGGAAAUUGAAUUAACAGAGCUUCUUUUAAAUUGUUUAAAGGAUUAAUCAAAAUGGGUUAAGAUUGCAGCCUAUAAAAACUUAGGUCCUUUUAUCGUAACUUUAGAAAACUGCCAUGCUUCUGAAAAAUUAUUUGAUCAUUACACUAAAAUGACUGAUAACACAAUUAAUAGCUUAUCAAAUGAAAAUGAAAUAUUAAUAUCAUGUGCUUAAUACUUCCCUGCAAUUCUUAAAGUUUACGGAGAAAAGAAAUGGAAUCAACUUUAAAAAACUUUUAGUUUCUUAUUGAAAAGCAACAUUAAGAAAGUUAAAAAACCAAUUGCAUGCAGUUUACAUGAAAUUGCUUUGAUUCUAGGACAAGAAAAGGCUGAGAAAGAUCUAUUUAAUGUAUUAGAUUAAAUUCUUAAAGACCCAAAUGAUGAAGUCAAGUACGGUGCUAUUUCUCACUUGGCUUAAUUCAUGAAGGUCUUUGACAGCUAAAAAAGGGAAAACUUUUUAGAUGUGUUCCUAAUUUUACAAAAGGAUCCCAAAAAGUGGAGAAUAAGAGAAUUGAUUGCUAAAUAAAUUGAUGAAUUAACUUUGAUGUUCAAUAGCGAAACUGUUUUUAGAUACAUUAUGCCCAUCUCUUUUAAACUCUGUAACGAUACAGUUGCAAUAGUAAGAGAAGAGGCUGCAAAAAAAGUUCAUUCCAUUCUACUUCAGCUUUUAUCUGAAAAGGCAGAAACUUCUGAAAUUUUCUUUGAAUGUGUAGUAAACAAUAUUAAAGCCUUUUCGAUUUCCAAUCGUUUCAAUUAGAGAUAAACAUUUGUUUUGAUGUGUAACUAAUUAAUGAUGUAUGAUAAAAUAUUUAAAGAAUAUUUUAUGGAUGCCUUUGAAGCACUUUCUAAAGAUAAAGUAGUUAAUGUUAGAAUCUCAUUAGCCCAUGCUGUCUCUCAACAUAUAAAAUAAAAUGGCCCUUUAAAGGAAGAUCCUAAAAUUCUUUAGAUUGUUGAGUAGUUGAGCAAAGAUAAGAGCAGAGAUGUUAGAUCUCAUUUUGUUAAUGUUGAUGACUUUAUUUAAAAUAAGGAAAUGAAUUUAACUGAUUUAAUUGAUUAGCUUGGCUAAAUUACUAAAAAUACGGGAGCUAGACUUGAGGCUGUGAGAAAUAAUAGUAGCUAAAUUCAGCCUAGAUAACCUGAAUAAUCAUUGCUAGAUGAUGAAGUAGAAGACCCAUCAAUCGAAAAUAAUUAAUAGGAGGUAUCUCAAUCAGAAACUGUAAAUUAAGCUAAUGGAGAAAGUUAACAUUUAGCUGAACAACAAAAAAGCUCUUCAAAUAAUUAAGAAGCUGUAGAGCAUAAGGAAGAAUAAAAAUCUGAAGGAGGUUAAUAAAAUGUAGAAGAACAAUAAAAUUAGGUUGUAUAAGAAGAAUAAAAAUCUGCUGAAGAAUAAGUGUAAUAAAAAGAAGAAAAGGGAUAAGUUUAAACUGAAGAAAACCAAUAAUAAGAUGUAAGUAUUGACAGCAAUAGUAGUAGAGAAGAAGAAGGCUAACUAAUUUCUAACAAAGAAAAUAAUAAUAGUUCAGAAGAAAGCUAAAGCCAAGAUUCUUAAUGA
Tetrahymena thermophila SB210 is the source of this 2424-nucleotide messenger RNA. RefSeq names its product protein phosphatase 4 regulatory subunit 1, putative. Gene Ontology annotation, molecular function: protein phosphatase regulator activity. NCBI's taxonomy places the organism in Eukaryota, Ciliophora, Oligohymenophorea, Hymenostomatida, Tetrahymenidae. The transcript is spliced from 13 exons. The record is from RefSeq and is a predicted model, not a curated record. Gene Ontology annotation, biological process: protein dephosphorylation.